Ogataea parapolymorpha DL-1 is the source of this 1569-nucleotide messenger RNA. Its product is annotated as Nucleoporin NUP49/NSP49. Gene Ontology annotation, molecular function: structural constituent of nuclear pore. Gene Ontology annotation, cellular component: nuclear pore. NCBI's taxonomy places the organism in Eukaryota, Fungi, Ascomycota, Pichiomycetes, Pichiales, Pichiaceae. Gene Ontology annotation, biological process: nucleocytoplasmic transport. The transcript has a single exon. The coding region runs from base 1 to 1569 and encodes 522 amino acids. The record is from RefSeq and is a predicted model, not a curated record.
AUGUUUGGCAACACAGCAGGCGCCUCAUCUACAGGCGGAACAGGCUUCUCUUUCGGGGGCUCUAAUGCUUCGAAGCCUGCAUUUUCCUUUGGGAACACUCAAAACAAUACUCCAGCUGGCUCCCAGCCCAAUUCUACAGGCGGUCUGUUUGGGGCCAAUAACAACAAUACCACGGGAUCUACAAACAUCUUUGGGGCCAAUUCGAAUACAAGCAAUGCGUCAACUGGAUUUGGAAACACAAAUUCCUCGACUUCUGGAGGAUUAUUUGGAAAUAACACCACCUCAGGUGGAUUAUUUGGCCAAAACAAUACGUCCACCGCACCAAAACCAGCAUUCUCGUUUGGUAAUAAUGCAAACAAUACCAAUCAAACAGGAGCCUCCGCAAACACAGGUUUCUCAUUUGGAGGAGCUUCGAACACUCAAAAUAAUACGCAAACUGGCAACCAAACUGGAGGCCUUUUCGGAUCCUCAAGCACUUCUGCUCCUUCCACGAAUACGGGAUUCUCUUUCGGAAAUACCAACAAUGCAGCCAAUAAUACAUCCAAUACGUCCACCAGUUUAUUUGGAAAUAAACCUGGAGGGCUAUUUGGACAACCGUCUCAACCUACCGGCACAGGCUCUUCACUAUUUGGAGGAAAUCAGCAAUCAGGCUCAGGUGGCCUUCUGGGUAACCAGCAAAACACUGUUGGCACAUCGGGAGGUCUUUUUGGCAAUCAACAAAAUAGCAGUUUAGGAGGCACAGGCAGUCUUUUUGGCAACCAACAAAAUACAUCUGGAACGUCUGGAGCAUUAUUUGGCAACCAGCAACAAAAUACAAAUCUCAACCAGCCCCAACUGCCUCCGUUAAACCCUAUGACCAAAGUGAGCGAUCUACCGGAGGCUUUUCAAAAAGAGCUGGAGCAGCUGGACCAAUACAUUCAGACUCAAGUGGCUAUUGCGGAGCGACUAAAGAACGACGAGGAUGAACACAAAGAACUUAUCAACAGCAUUCCUAGAGACAUUGAUUUCCUUGAGAAACGUUACUUUUCUACUAACCAGGCUCUUAAUAGCGACCUGAAGUUCGUCGAAAGCUUCAAAAACAAGACCCUCGAAAAUUUUGACAACUGGGUGGAGAAAUUAAUCAAGGUCUAUUUACAGCUGACCAAUCCAAUGAUUCUGGGAAUGUCCAACAACGAGCAAGCAAAGUCUGCAGAUGGCACGGUAACCCAAAUCAUUGGAGUUAAUGGAGUUAGGACUGCAGGCCUUUUGCAAUCGCAGCCUUCCAAGUCGCAACAGCUGGAUAAAGACUCCCAUGUGAAUGUUCCUCAAAUCCUCAACAGCUACUACAGUGCCAAGAUUGAAGAGUUUAGACAAAACAUUGACAAGUACCAGUUGAUUCUGCAAGAAGUAGAAAAUUCAAUUAGCGAUCUAGACAAGGUUUCAUUAAGUGGAGGCCCGGCCAUCGGUUCAUACGGUCUCGAUAUGAUUGUCAGCACAUUGAAGGAAGAAUUCCAGCUUUAUGUCGAGCUGGCCAAUGAGUUUGCAGAAGUCCACCAUCAGGUUAAAAGGCUCGAUGACGGGUCAAUAUAG